AUGAAAAUAAGACAAAUACAGAAUGUCAUAGUGGAAUUGGAAAAUGAAGAGGGGGAAUUAAUUACAACACAACAAGGUAUUGCUGAUAUUUUAGUGAAUCACUUUGAAGCCAAAUUCAAAUAUAAAGAAGUUCAGAUUUCUGAGGAGAUAAUUGAAGCAGUUCCUAAGGUAAUUCUAAACGAAUAUAAUGACAAAUUAAAAGCCAUUCCCUCAGCAAAAGAAAUAAAGAAAGCAGUUUUUGAUCUUGAUCUUGACAUUGAUGGAUUUGGUGGAUGGUUCUACAAAUUGGCCUGGGAUAUAAUCAGUGAAGAUUUUGUUCUAGCCAUUCAAUUUUGUUGGGAAAAAGAAUUCAUUCCAGCAGGUAUGAAUGCUAACUUUUUAAUGCUUAUUCCUAAAGUCAAAAAUGCAAGAAAAGCAAACCAAAUCAGGCCAAUUGGUUUAAUGAAUUUUUGCUUCAAGGUAUUUACUAAAAUUAUCACUACAAGAUUAAGUUUGGUAUUUCAGAAGAUUGUAUCUCCUCAACAAGGAGCCUUCAUCAAAGGGAGAAAUAUACAAGAUCAGAUAGUUCUAGCAUCAGAAAUGAUCAAUGAACUAGAUACAAAGAGAAGAGGAGGUAAUGUGGGAUUGAAGUUAGACAUUUCUCAAGCUUAUGACUCACUUAGUUGGGAAUUCCCCUUUCUGGCUUUGAAACAAUUUGGAUUCUCAGAUAUGUUUAUAAAAUGGAUUCAUAUUCUACUUAAGUCAGCUAAAAUAUCGGUUCUUGUUAAUGGGGGACCAGUUGGAUACUUCAAUGUAAACAGGGGUCUAAGACAGAGAUCCUCUCUACUCUCUCAUCUUUGUUAUGGUUGA
Molecule: messenger RNA, 849 nt
Organism: Papaver somniferum (opium poppy)
Lineage: Eukaryota; Viridiplantae; Streptophyta; Magnoliopsida; Ranunculales; Papaveraceae
Exons: 1
Coding region: 1-849 (282 amino acids)
Source: RefSeq, a predicted model, not a curated record